Molecule: messenger RNA, 1248 nt
Organism: Lampris incognitus (smalleye Pacific opah)
Lineage: Eukaryota; Metazoa; Chordata; Actinopteri; Lampriformes; Lampridae
Product: angiopoietin-related protein 5-like
Exons: 6
Coding region: 99-893 (264 amino acids)
Biological process (GO): angiogenesis; Tie signaling pathway
Molecular function (GO): receptor tyrosine kinase binding
Source: RefSeq, a predicted model, not a curated record
GUGGUGCGGGAGACCCGGGCAAUACACACACACACACACAUAAAUGCGCAUGUCCGUGUUUUCACCUCCUCUCCUCUGUUGGCAGAGAACCAGGCAGCAUGAAGACCCUGACUGGGUUUUGUGGACUGGUGUCGGCUCUCGUCCUCGUCCUCGGCCUCUCGGAGCAGACGGAGAGCCAAUGGACACCACUUACUCCACAAGCAACAGACUGCACGCAUAUUAAGGCUCUCUCACCAAGCGCAUCCAGCGGCCUUUACUUCGUCCAGCCGCCGGGCGCGUGGUCUCCCUUCCAGGUGUACUGCGAGAUGCGUCCCGACGGAGGCUGGACCGUGUUUCAGAGACGCAGCGGCGGCGCGGUGUCCUUCAACAGGAACUGGGCGGCGUACAAAAAUGGCUUCGGGAACCUGAAUGCGGAUCACUGGCUGGGUCUGAGUAAGGUCCACUCUCUGACCAAGGACCAGACGAGGAGGUGGACCUUGCGGGUCGACCUGUGGGACUACGAGGAAGGAACCGCCUACGCCGAGUACAGCGACUUCCGUCUGGACUCGCAGACCGAAGCCUACAAGCUCCACGUCGGAACAUUCCGGGGAGAUGCAGACGCCAUCCGCGGGGCGUACGCGGGCAUCGACCAGAACGGCUCGGGCUUCAGCACGUUCGACCGGGACAAUGACGGCUGCUCGCCCUGCAUCUUCGGCGACAUCGCCGUAGCGGCCUGCAGCAGAACGGAGGGCGGCGGCUGGUGGUUCAGCAGGUGCGGCUCGGCCAACCUGCACGGGGACUGGCACCCGGCCGGCGACAACAUUGGCUGGGCGUCCGGCCUCCACUGGGACACGUGGAAAGGCGCCGCCCCCUAUUCGGCACGCGCCACCCGCAUGAUGAUCAGGUCGGCGUGAGAGGGUCGCUCCUCCGUCCCGACACACCGGCCGAAAGACGAGUUUGAAAUGAAGAAAGGCUUUGACCAGUCACAUUUACGUUGGUUAUACGGUGUCAGAUCAGCCACGUGUGCACAGUAAACUUCAGCAUCUACACAGAAGUUUCCAUGUAGCAUAGGAGUACAUGUAGCAUAGUAGUACAUGUAGCAUAGGAGUACAUGUAGCAUAGGAGUACAUGUAGCAUAGGAGUACAUGUAGCAUGGAAGUACAUGUAGCAUAGUAAUAGUAGUACAUGUAGCAUAGGAGUACAUGUAGCAUAGUAAUAGUAGUACAUGUAGCAUAGGAGUACAUGUAGCAUAGAAGUACAUGUAGCAUG